Messenger RNA from Dentiscutata heterogama, 133 nucleotides. The record is from the annotation of a GenBank genome assembly. Lineage: Eukaryota; Fungi; Glomeromycota; Glomeromycetes; Diversisporales; Gigasporaceae.
CUGCUGUUCAAGAUAGAGUAUCUUUACAAUCGGUUGAAAUUUGUGAAAUCAAACAAUCAAAAAAAGCUAACAGCCAACUUGAGGAAACAAUUGCCAAAAAUAAACGUCAAUCCAACCAAAAUUUCCCAGAAAA